GGCAAAACCUUCCCUAGUAAAUUAUUUAUGUUAUUCAAAAUAAGGAAAAAAAAUCACACAAGCAUUACUGUAAUAUCAUAUGAAAUCAGUGGUAAUUAAUUGCGUCCAACUAUAUAAAUACAUAGCUCCAGCCACAUUCAAAAAUCCGAAUAAUAUUGCGUUUCAGAUUUUUCUAGGGUGUCGUCUCGUCCUCAACAAAGCCACAAGAAUUAUUUUCUUCCGAAUUAUUGGACGUCAAUUGUGAUUUCUGGGGAUUAUUGGUUCAUAAAGUUUGAAUCUUGUUAUUCCUAGAGUAGAUGAUCUAAUGGAGUCUAAAGGUGGCAAGAAGUCCAGUAGUAAAUCCUUAUUCUACGAAGUGCCCCUUGGAUACAGCAUUGAAGACAUUCGACCAAACGGUGACAUCAAGAAGUUUCAAUCUGCUGAAUACGCCAAUUGCGCUCGAAGACCAUCCUGACAUCCCUAACUGGUCUUUGGAGCACGUCAUUUGACGUGCAAAAGCAAACUGUUAAUUAAUUAGUUUUUCUUCUCAAUUCCAGUUCUCCUGUUCUUUGUUCUUCGAUUGCCUUCUUAUUUGCUGUCUUCAGCAUUGAAGAAAAUCUUGUUCCUGUAAUGGCUAUGCCCGCCUCUGCAAUUGGUUUUGAAGGUUUUGAAAAGAGGCUUGAAAUUUCAUUCUUCGAGCCAAGCCUCUUUGCUGAUCCUGAAGGAAAGGGACUUCGAUCUCUUUCCAAAACUCAGUUGGAGGAGAUUCUAGGUCCUGCUGAGUGCACAAUAGUUGAUUCACUUUCGAAUGAAUACCUAGACUCCUACAUUCUCUCCGAGUCUAGUCUCUUUGUUUAUCCUUAUAAGAUUAUCAUCAAAACUUGCGGUACAACCAAAUUGCUUUUGUCCAUCCCGCCCAUACUGAAGUUGGCUGGCUACCUUUCUCUUUCAGUAUUGACUGUGAGAUAUACCCGUGGGAGUUUCAUUUUCCCGGGAGCUCAGUCAUAUCCUCAUCGUAGCUUCUCCGAGGAAGUGUCAGUCCUUGAUAGCUAUUUCAGGGAACUUUCCUCAUGCACCAAGGCUUAUGUUAUGGGUAGUUCUGACGAACAAAAAAAAUGGCAUGUUUAUUCUGCCUGUGCUAGAGGUGCUAAAUCUUAUAACCUUGCUUGCACUUUAGAGAUGUGUAUGACUGGUUUGGACAGGGAUAUGGCUUCUAUUUUCUACAAGAAGGAGUCAAGCUCAGCAGCUCUGAUGACCAACGAGUCAGGUAUAAGGAAGAUCCUCCCGGCAUCUGAUAUAUGUGAUUUUGAGUUUGAGCCAUGUGGUUACUCCAUGAAUUCCAUUGAAGGCACUGCACUGUCUACCAUUCAUGUUACCCCUGAGGAUGGGUUUAGUUAUGCUAGCUUUGAAGCAGCCGGUUAUGAUUUCAAAGCUAUGAAUCUGGGUUUUCUGAUUGAUCGGGUUUUGGCAUGUUUCAAACCGAUGGAGUUUUCUGUUGCUCUGCAUGCUGAUUUUGGUUUAAAGGUACUUGAUCACACAUGCCCCCACGACUUGAAGGGAUACUAUAUUCAAGAGAAAAACUACGAAGAGCUGGGAAUGGGUUCAAUUGUCUACCAGAAGUUUGUCAAG
Messenger RNA from Olea europaea var. sylvestris, 1608 nucleotides. Its product is annotated as S-adenosylmethionine decarboxylase proenzyme-like. The annotation marks the transcript as partial. The record is from RefSeq and is a predicted model, not a curated record. Gene Ontology annotation, cellular component: cytosol. Lineage: Eukaryota; Viridiplantae; Streptophyta; Magnoliopsida; Lamiales; Oleaceae. The transcript has 4 exons. Gene Ontology annotation, biological process: spermine biosynthetic process; spermidine biosynthetic process. Gene Ontology annotation, molecular function: adenosylmethionine decarboxylase activity.